CGACCAGUGGGGUCAGGACAAUUUGAUGCGAAAGAUGCGCAUGCUAUUUCUCUCAAUACCUAUCAUCUCUUCACCAUGAUGGCAGCCUCUAAAUGCUAGAGUUCACAUAUGGGGUGUCACCACUAACUAAUCAGGAGGUCUUAGACACAUGUUCAAAUGACUGGCUAGGGUCUUGGACAUGGGGAAAAGGCCUUUUAGGUGGUGGAAGUAUUCAUAGCAAAAGGUUCCACAUUUCCCAAACACACAAACACAGUCAACAACCCGGUAUUUUCUUUCUGCUAUCCUGCAUUACUCAAUAUCUUAAGAGCACAAGAGCGAAGGAGGCAUAAACAUCAGCAUUUCCAAGCCAGACUGCUAAGAAACACUACUUACUGGGCAUUAUUCAGAUUUUUGGUAGUGGCUCUCUGGCUCUCUUUUGCUUUCAAUUUUUUUUCUUUGUUUCAUUUUUAUUUUCAUUUCCUAAGAGAGCCACCACUUCUGCAUAAAUUUCAAACACCUGCCCAACUUUUAAGCACUACCUCCAACACUCACAUAGACUUUAGCAGAAACAGCAGAGAAUAUAUAAAAACCACUCUGUGGAACCUUCUAAAAGAUGCAAAAAGGGUGAUUUUUUCCAUUAUAGACCAAAAGAAAGGAUAACACACGGCUCAAAGGGGCUGACUAGGGGAUAUGACACAUCAGGACAGUCAGUUUUGGGCGUGGGCUAAUCCUAUGCCCCCAUCAUUUUAGCUAGUGACAACGUGAAUGCUACACAUCAUGGAAGAGGGAUCUAUCGCACAAGAAAGAAACGAGCAGGCUCAAAUCUCACAUGGCUACCUAUAUGCUCUAUCUCACAUUCUGAUACCCUGAACUAGAUGCAUAAACGACUGUCAAGAGCAAGUAGUCAGAUCAAGUCAGAUCAAGUCACAGUUGGCAAGCCAACAGUUGAAAAACUGAACCCCUACAUCGUUCUACUGCACAUCUCAGUCCUCAUCAUAGGUUGUCCUAGUCGCAAACAAGUUGUCAUGCAUUAAUCCGAAAACCAAUCAAUUCAUCCAUCAAAACACAGUGCCAAUAUGAUCAAACAACAUUACUUGGAGCCCUCAAAUCGUAAGAUUCGGACAGUGGACUAGGCUCCAAGCACCAUCAUAAAUAUUCCAACCGAUACAAAACAUCCCCCACACUUAAGCACGACAUUGCCCUCAAUGGAGUAGAGGGAAAGAUAAGGGGAACGAUGUUACCGGGUAAGAACACUGCUGGGGGACUGGAAGUGGACCAGUCAGCGAGAAACGAACGGGGGAGUGGACAAUGCUGCACAAAUCGAACACCAGAAACCACUAGCACACUGUGCGUUAGGGAUAAGUGUUAGCCCAGACGGCUACAUCAAACCACAAGGGAAAAACCAAAAAACAAAAACAAACGACACCAAGUUCAAGCUCCGCACACAUGGAGCAAACACACAAAAGUCUAAAAAGAAAAACAAACACACUGAGACGGGCAACGAGUACAGCCUACUCGUCGCCAAGAUCGUCGAGGUCGAUGUCGAUCCUGAACGCAUCAUCAUCAGCAGCGCCAGCAGCUCCAUCAUCACCGUCAGCUGAAGCAGCCCCGGCCGCACGGGCAGGCACGCACGGCCGUGCACCUUGGGUUUUUGCCCGUGCAGGCCGGCACGGCCUGGCCGAGGAUGUUGCACGGCCGUGCACAAGGCACAUUUGGCCGUGCAACUAUCACCGAGAGUUCGCACGGCCAGGUGGUGGUACCCGCACGGCCGUGCGAGGCAUUAUGUUGCCCGUGCAAGGCGCACGGCCUGGCCGAGGAUGCUGCACGGCCGUGCGUUGGGCACUUUUGGCCGUGCACUCCUGGCCGAGAGCUCGCACGGCCAGGCCAGGCUAGGCGCACGGCCGUGCAAGUUAAUUUUCUGGCCGUGCGACUUGCUGGGGUCCCGAAAUCAACCUGUUUUCACUCAAAAACGACACGUAACUCCGGAUCAACGUCUCAAGACUCAAAAACACACAAAAUCAAAGGAAAAAGAGUAAGAAAAUGCAAACCUCGGUGGGGUUGCCUCCCCACAAGCGCUUCUUUUACGUCUUAGCUAGACGGUGGCUCCUAAGUUUCGGUCCACCCCAAAACCUCCUUGAAGUUGAGGUUCUCGUCGAUAAUGUGGAGUCUCAAGUCACAAGCAGGUGAAGUGCUAGGUGAUGAAGACGGCUCGUGACCUUGAGGAAGAUGAAGUCUCCACUCACGAGACCUCUCCUUCGCAUCUGCUCUUGUCUCACUGCCCCAAACCAGAUAAGAUAUAUUCGAUUGACCACCAUCGUAUCCACCAAGAGGGAUUGAUGUUGAUGUGGUCUUAGUUGGGCAAAGAGACACUGCAAAUGGGUCCUUGCCAAGCAGCUCCUCGAAGUUUGGUGGAGAUAUCAAGUGUAACAUAGGCUCGGUGCAAGCCUCUUCCACCUCAACUUCAUCCUCAGCCUGGACGCCAAUUGCUUCCACAACCCCCUACCUUCUUCACAAUGUGGUCUCUCCCCUUGGAAAAGAUCAAGAACUACCUCUUCUUUACUUUCUUCCUCAUCCUCCACAACUUUCUUCCUCAUCCUUGCUCGCUCUUCUUCUUCUAGAACAUAUUGGAGAGCAAGUCGCCAAGCAAUUUCUUCAAGGGAAUCAUCUUGCAUCUCCUCGCACAGGUCCAGCAUGUUAGAGCAAAAAUGAGGAACGGUGUGAUCUGCCACCAGAGGACUUUCAUGAUCAUGAUUAUCAUGGAAGUUCUCUGUGAUAACUUCUGUAGGCUCCUCAACGCCCCCGCUGCCCUUGUCAUCCUCCGCCUCUUCUAGCGAAGUAGCAGAAAGGUGAUCUUGAGCAGGUUGUGCAUAAGCUUUCUCAAGAUCCUCGAGGCUCUUCUUUAUGCUCAGGAGGGUCUCCUCUGUUUCACGGUAGGAGAACCCAGUUUGGGCAUUGUCACAACCGCCCCUCUGGAUCGGGGGAUCUGUCGCGAAAUGCUCGGAGUCGCCAUCGACCGCGCUUUGGGGUGGGUCGAACACCCUUUUCUGGUUUUGUUAUUUAGGUUAAAACCAGAAAUCUGGUCUGCGAAUUUUAGAUUUUUCUAAGUUCGGGAGUACGGUUACGUGUGGGGAAAUAUAUUCACACCCCACCACGCCCCAAGUGGGUACUACGUGAAUCGAUAAGUUUUUAAGGGUUGGGUGUAUUAUUAUUUGCGGCUAUAUUAAUGUAUUUAAUUUUAUGAUCUGGUUAAUUAGUUAGUUAUUAAUAUUUGAUCAUACGUCUAUUGACAUAAUUCUCAAAAUUAAAGAAAGAGUUUUUGGUUAGUUGGACUCGAACCUAUUGGUUGCCUACGUACCCGAGUAGUCGGGAUCAAAGUCCACGUAGUUCGAUUAAAAAUGAGUGGUUUUUUUAAGAAGCGAUCUUAACACGUUCUAUUGAUCGUGGCUAAGAUGAUAAUUUGAGUUGUUAGGCGAUGUAUUUAUGAUGUUUCAACUUAGUAGUUGAAUGGUAAAACCAUCUUUCAAAUGAUUCCAUCAAGAGUAACUAUUACGGUUUAUUUAUCAUGAUUUCGUAUUAAGAUAUUUUCUAAGUAAAACGAGCAUGGGUAUGAAUAAUGAAGCCAAAUUGAAUGU
This is a messenger RNA of Linum trigynum, 3611 nucleotides long. The record is from the annotation of a GenBank genome assembly. Lineage: Eukaryota; Viridiplantae; Streptophyta; Magnoliopsida; Malpighiales; Linaceae.